Molecule: messenger RNA, 4270 nt
Organism: Durusdinium trenchii
Lineage: Eukaryota; Dinophyceae; Suessiales; Symbiodiniaceae
Source: the annotation of a GenBank genome assembly
CCCUACAUCCAUCUCUUCACUACGAAGACUCCGCCGCGCGACUCCGCCGCGCGUGAGCGCUACGACACGAGCCAUGGCAUCUGUGCCGGACUUGAUGGCGGAGGCGCGGGCGGAACAGGCGCUGAUCACGGCGCAGCUGAGAGCCUUGAAGGGAGAGGCCGCCGAAGGUGACGCCUUCUCUCCCCGACAUGCGGUGGGCGUUGCGGGCGCCUCGCCAGUCGCGACCAAACGGGGCUGGACGGAGGAGCUUCCGGACGCGGCCGUUGGCCUGGGCUCGCCCAAGGCGAACACAGGCGCACCAGCCGCGCCGGAGGAGCUUUCGGCGCUGCGUGCGCACGUAGCUGAGCUGGACCACGAGAUCGUCCAGCGGGAGAUCGUCAUUGAGGAGUUGCAGAGCAAGCUGAAGACGACCGAGGACGCCUUGGAAAAGGCGCUCUUAUCGCCAGCAGAGGGCGGGCUGUGGAAGGAACGCUACCAGACGGCUCAGAAGGAGAACGAGGUCCGUGCGAGGGAAGUGAAAGAGCUGAAGUUCAAGAUGGAUGUGAAGGGGAAGGAGAUCAAGCUGCUAAGCCAAUACGUCCGCAAGCUGGAAGAAGAGGCGCGUGUCCGCGACACCCAGCGGGAACGCCUGCUGACGGAUGCGCAGAUUGCCCGGAGCAAGUUCAAACAGACGGAGUCGGAGCAGCAGCAGCUGGUCUCCAGGCUGCACGGCUUGGAGGAGCUCCUACUAGCGUCCAGCGUCGUCCUGAUUCAUGAAUGUGGAUGUGCUUUCAGCUCCUGGGUGUCCACGGUGCUGACCGCUCAUCCUGCCGGCAACGGUUUGCUGGAGAUCUUUGAGGAACCCGACAGCCACUGGGAGCUUUGCGCCGUGGAAUUGUCGCCCUUGGGGGUGGGGAAGAAGCCUCCAGUGACCUUGGAUGAGAACACUUUGUCGUUGGUGACCUGCGGCGUGCUGGGCGGCGGCGUAGCGCCAAGCUUGGCCUCGGUGGCCUCGCCGGCGCUGAAGUGCCCCGACAAGGCCUCCUUCAUGAAGUGGUCUGCAGCCUUUCGAAACCUCAACUUGCUCCCCGCCUAUGGCGCCGUCUCCGGCGAAGGUGCUGCGUCGCCCAGCUCGCCGGGCCGCGGCGUGGCGUCGCCGGGAGGCUUUGCCUUCGGGGCCUUCGGCGGAGCAUCGGUGGGCGUGGGGGCACUGGAGCCGAAGGACGACGCACUGACGGAGACACGGUUGAACUCGCUGCUGGCUGCAGUGGAGGGAAACAGCAGUGGGGAACAGCGCCUGGAGCAACGCCUGAUGACAAGAUGCUGUGUGGUGGUGUUGAAGGUACAUCUUCCGGAAGAGCAGAAGGAGCACUUAUCGUUGCUUUGCUACUUGAGAGCCUACUACGCAGUGGCGGCUUGGGAGGAGGGCGUUCACUGGGUGAACAGCCAUGGGAGUUUGAUGCAUCUCUACUGUGACACGGCCAUUCUGGGACUUCGGAUCGCGCUCAGGAUGCAGAGGUUGGCCUUUGAGUUCCCCAAUUGGGCGGCAGAUGGCAUUGAGAAGGAUCUGGAAAACUGCGAGACAACCUUCAAAAUUUCUGGAGGAAUGGAGGUGGGCUCGGUGAUCCCCAUGCGCGGCGACCUCUUCGGCGAGCCGAACGCCGCGGCGCUGCAGUGGGCGGCGGCGGCGCCGCCGGGGCAGCUCUGGCUGAGCAGCGGCGCCUGUGCGGCGGGGCUGGAGGAUUUGGAGCUUCGAAAGCUGCGAGAUGCAGGCUGCAUUGAGCUGGCACAGAAGACAGAGCAAGGUGGCAGCUGCAUCUCCGUGGAGGUCUCCGACUCGCUGAAGCUCAGCAUUCCCAUCGUCCGCGCGAACCCUCCGGGGCUCGAGGCCUCGGUGGAGGCGCUGGGCGGCGCCGAGGCGCCGAGGAGCCAAGGGAGCUUCGUGGUGUCCUUCUACGCGCGCUCCGUCGGGGUGGAGAGUCGUGCCUAUCGAAAGCCGAUCCAAACCUUGCGUCUCUUGCUGAAGUUCCGCGAUACCGUACGCCUGGCUGUGAGUCGAGCACAAGGUGAGGUCUGCUGGUGCCAUGGCCAACACCUCUGCGCUCUCUUUGAGACCUCCGAGGCUGCGGUGCUUUGCGCGGACGAGGCGCAGAAGGAGAUGGCGCUGCACAAUGCCACGCGGAAAGGCGAUGUGCAACUGGGGAUGGUUUGCGCCUGCGACUUCGGCGACGUCUUCUUGAACGGACGCGACUUUGGGGGCCCGACGCUGUGGCGUGCGCAGACGCUGGCCGAGGCCGGGAAGCUGGGCGAGAUCCUGGUGACCUCGGAGGUCCUCAACACCGAGGACUGGACCACUUCCGCGCCCCACGUGGAGCUCUCAGCGACUCGUGAUUGCUUGGGUGCCACAGGACCCGAAGAUUACAUUCACUACAGCGCGGAGGUGGACCCAGAAGUGGUGGCCAAGCUGGACGAGGUGCGCAAGGCCAAGGGCGUGGUCCCCCGCGCGGUGAGCGACCAGGAGAUCUGCGAAAGGCUCUUCUAUCCUCUCAUCAACGAGGGCUUCAAGAUCCUCGAGGAGGGCUACGUGGCACGCUCCAACGACAUCGACAUCGUGUAUAUCUAUGGCUAUGGCUUCCCCCCUUCCAAGGGUGGGCCGAUGUUCUUUGCUGAGAACUAUGCGGGAGAGGAGAGGGCGGAGGGCCGCGUCCACCGCGCCGAGCUCGAAAAGCGCCCGAAGAGCGGGUCCGAAGAGCCGCACGAGGACCCGACGCAGCUGCGCCAGGACGACCGCGACGCACAUUUCGUGCAGCGUCAUGCCCGCCUCCGGAGCGACCGGGCGCCGACGCCUCUGGUGACCACGGCGGUGCCCGUCACCGUGGCGCCGGUCGCGGCACCGGUCCGGGUGGGAGCCUCCUGGAUACCGAACCACUUGGCGAAGACGAGCAGCUUGGAGGUCUGGAGGCCUCCGGACUAUGCCGCUCUGCCAGCCAUGCCGCCAGAGGUUUGGUACGCCAGCCGAGCCGAGAUGGAGACGGACCAGAGGUAUCCGUUGGUGGACUCGGCCUUGCUUCGCUUGAAGGCCCAGCGUGCGGUCCGCCUGGAGAUCUAUGGUGGGAGCAUGACCUUCGGCACCGACUGUUGUGGCAAAGCCUGUGACAUGCAGCUGAGCAAAUGUGCCUGGCCCUCGCUUUUCACCGCGCUGCUGCAAGAAGCCUUUCCUGGCUUAGUAGAAGUGGACUCCUAUGCACGAGGAGGCUGCAACUUGGAGUGUGCCUUGACGGAGAUGGUCGUGGCGCAACGCAGCGCUCGCUCUGCACCUGACGGGCUCAUCUUGGACUUCAGCCAGAACGGAUGGGGUGGUCGAGACCACAAGCUGGAGGAAUUUAUCCGGAUUUGUCACCUCUUCUUGCCGGACAGCUUCAUCGUGCUGCUGUACAAUCGAGAUAUGGCAGAUGAGUUUCAUACAGUCAAGGACGACCACGACUUGAAGAUCCUGCAAGCGGUGGCGAAACACUACCAUCUUCCGCUUCUCAACUAUGAGAAAGCCAUGGUGCAGUUUGGCGUUUUCAGCAACCAAACGAGCCUCAGCCUCAUGUGGCCUCGACCCUCUCCUGUGAGCUAUCCGGACUGGGCCAAUCGGCACCCUCAAUGGCCGGGGCAUGCCUUCUAUGCUGACAUGCUGGUGGACUGGUUGAACAACGCGCUCGCCACCUUGCCGGUCACACCGGGAGCGAUGGCGCCACCUGCGCCAGCACUCCGGGCACCGGAGAGCUCAGCGGACCAGGACUGGAUCAAGCCGUUGAAGAGCAUGAACCUCGAGGCCGUGGAACUGUGCAUCUUUCCGUUGACGACCCAUCUCGCCAGAAACCCCACGGGUGAUACGCCCUUGCAAAGUGCUGGUGGCAGCUGGAAGUUAUUCGAAGACCGGAAAGGCAAACCAGGAUGGAUCACCACGACCAAGAGCGAAGAAUUGCUCUUCAAUGUCACCUUCAGCCGGAAGCCGAAGUUGGCGGUGCAGUACUUGCGCUCCUACGCGCAGCUGGGCACGGCGGAGCUCGAGAUCCGAGCCUCGACGGGAUCUCCCCAUCGCUGGACGUCGAAACAGUUGGAAGGACAAGGAAGUCGUCGGACCGUUUGGAGACUCUUGGGUUAUUGGCCCAACAAGAUUUCCAUCACCGUAGGUGCUGCAUUUACUGCCGUGGAGCCUGUGGAUGACUUCACUGAAGCCACGGUGGUGGUGCGGCUGUUAGACGGCCCCAAGUUCAAGCUGCUCUCGGUCAUCUCCUGCUGA